GCAGACGAAGCAGAUAGGUAUUUUGACGAUUUAAUAGUUACUGUGCAUUUUAUUCGUUGUAUCCUGCCACCUUUUGUUCCGAUCUCAACUCCCUCGAGACUGUAGAAGAUGAAGAAAACUACGCGUCCAGAAUUUCCCGUCCCACCAUCCCCCAUGACCACUGCUCGCCUGCUCCUUCGACCCAUCCAACAAUCGGAUCUGGAAGACUUCCAUGCCCUUCGCUCAGAGAUUGAAGUCAUGAAGUGGACCUCUACCGGGAAAGUCGACGUUGACAAGGAGGCCACACAAGUCUGGAUGAACAGGUUCCUUCCGCCAAACGACGCCACCACUUUCAAUUUUGCCAUUGAGGAGCUCGCGAGUCCCGGCAAGCCCAUCGGUGUGUUAGGCUGUCAUAUCGCAGAACCACCCGAGUGUGGUUACAUGUUGCGCACCGACUCUUGGGGUAAAGGGUAUGCCACAGAAGCGCUUCGGCGGUGGCUCCAAGCAUGGUGGGAGUUGCCCCGGAAAGAUGUAACGGUCGAGGAGGCAGAGGGGGAAACCGGGACUGAUGACUGCGUUGUAAUGGUACCGGAGGUCUUGAGAGCAGAUAUAGACGGCAAUAACAUUGCGAGUGCCAAGAUAUUGGCCAAAUGUGGUUUUCGCCGGGUCGCCGAGGAGCUGAUUCAAGAGAACGGCACGGCCGUCAAUUUGAUCACUUUCGAACUCACUCGGCCAAGAUAGUGCCCAACACCAUCAGUCUAAUUUUGAGCAUUUGAGCG
Cladophialophora immunda is the source of this 758-nucleotide messenger RNA. RefSeq lists its product as uncharacterized. Bases 109 to 720 code for a protein of 203 amino acids. The record is from RefSeq and is a predicted model, not a curated record. Gene Ontology annotation, molecular function: acyltransferase activity, transferring groups other than amino-acyl groups. NCBI's taxonomy places the organism in Eukaryota, Fungi, Ascomycota, Eurotiomycetes, Chaetothyriales, Herpotrichiellaceae. The transcript has a single exon.